UUAACAAAAUUGCUGCUUUUUUUAUUUUUUAAUUAAUUUUUAAAGAAUGUCGUAGCUUUCUUUCUCUGUUGUUUGGCUAGCGGCGUGGGUCUUAAUUUUCUGAUUUGAUACUUGAUUGUUUUGCUUGUUAUCUGUCGUUUGGUGUUUUUGUUACUGUUUGGUUGUUUCUAUUAUUUCUUUUAAUUACAUUGAAAGUUACUCUAUUUUCAUUAUGAAUGAAAGGGAAUUUAAGCUUGUUUUGGCGUUAAUUUUCUUCUCAAUGCUGUGCUUAUAAUUUGCUGAAAUUCUUGUACAUUUAUCAAGGAUCACGUAAGGCAUUAAGAUUUCUCUCUCUUUUGUGUGCUUAUAAUUUGCUGCAGUUCUUGUGCAUUUAUCAAGGGAUAAAGCAUCAAUCUUGCUGAUAUAUUUGAGUUGCUUGUUAUGUAUGUUUCCAAUGUUGCGCGUGCAGAACUUUUCAUUCAUUUUUUUUCUGUCCAUCUCAGUUUCUCUGGGUGCUGUCUCCUUGUUCUCGUUACUUUUAACUGGUAUGGUUGGAGCUCUAUCCUUAUUCAUACGAGGACACUAACUCUUUUGAAAUAGCAUAAAUUUGUUUUUCCACUUCCAUUGCUGCUCUUUGUGCCUCCUGAUAUAGUAGCUAUAUUGUGGUAUUAUCGCUGAAUUGACAGAUAACAUCAAGGGCUCCAAUGGAGUUUUAUGAGCCUAAUAAUGUUCCUGGAAAAUUUCCCGAGUUUGGUGCAAUCUUUAUGUCAAACAGGGCUACAAGGAAAGAAUGUUUUAGAAGGAAAUUAUUAGGCCUUCCGUCAGGACAGGCUGACUUUGUGAAACAGGUAAAAGCUGGAAUGGUUUUGUUUCUGUUUGAAUUUGAGAGGAGAGAACUUCAUGGUGUAUUUCAAGCUUGCUCUGAUGGCGCAAUGAACAUUGUACCCCACGCUUACAGUUCAUCUGGAAAACAAUUCCCUGCGCAGGUAAAAUUCAUCCAAAUGUGGCAGUGUGACCCACUCUCUGAAAAUGAAUUUCGUGAUGCAAUCAGAGAAAAUUAUUUUUCACCAUACAAGUUCAACUUCGGGUUGUCUGAAAGACAGGUUCAAAAUCUUCUUUUAUUGUUCAGUAAACGAAAGAUAAAAGAUAGGCCACUUGAGAGGCAAUUUACCCGAAGCAAGGUUGUAAGAUCAGUUGGGUACUCUGCAAAAGAAGCUAGAAGUGCCACUGGUGAUGGCAGCUUUGUAAUGAUUGAUAGCAAGAAAGAUGAGCGAGAUGCAGAUGCUCCUUUUGGCUCCACCAUCUCCACUGAGUACUUUGGGGACUCUAUCAGCAAGCACAGAAGAGAGUAUGAUAGGUACACAAGUCCUCCUUUCAGAAAUGGACAUAAAACUAACAGAGUGCUUAUCUCAAAGGAGCAGUUUGUGGCCUCUUUGAGUGAAGUUGGAGGCUUGGCUGGGGGUGCCCGGGUUUUGACAAGCAAUAUGGUAGGGAAUGACCAUGAUGUAAAUAUUGAGUCUAGGACGGAUGUUUUAACUAAUCAUCGUGGGCAUUCUUUUCCUACAAGCAUAAGAAGUUCUGAUUAUGUCAACUUUGCGACAAGUUAUGGGCUAGGACAGGAACUGAUGGAGGACAACGGUUUUCAGCAGCCCUCAACUGAGCAUACCAGUAUUUUUCAGUCUAAUCCGGGCUUGGCUGAGGAUGCCCGGGCUGUGACAAGCAGUAUGAUAGGGAAUGAGUCUAGGAUGGAUGCUUUAACUAAUCAUCAUGGGCAUUCUUUUCCUACAAGUAGAAGUUCUGAUUAUGUCAACUUUGCGAGAAGUUAUGGGCUAGGACAGGAGAUGAUGGAGGACAAUGGUUCUCAGCAACCCUUAACUGAGCAUACUGGUAUGUUUCAGUCUAAUCCACCUCAAUGUUUUAGCAAGACCAUCGCAGAAGAAAAUUUGGUGGAGCUGCAAAACUCUCAAUAUUAUAGAUGGCCCGUCUUGGAAGCAAUUAAGGAUCAAUUUCGACAGUCUCCUACAGCACGUCACUUGAUGGAGCCACAUAAUUCUGAGCUUUCUUUUUCAGCAUUGGAUGGUGAUAGAUUGCCUAGGUCAAAUGCUUUAUAUUCAACAUCUUAUGGAGAUGGAGUUGGUGCAUGCAAUAUUCCUUAUGACCCAGAUGUCCCCAGGAUUGGCAAUAGGUGCUCAUCAUCCCGUGGCCUUUCUAAUUCAGUACCUGAAUUCCCAGCAUCUCACAGCAGUGUCUUUCCUUCAUUUGAUCAAUCAUUUCCUCCUGAUGUGGAGCCUGAAGGUACAAGCAGUCACUUAAACAUUAAUGCCUCUUUGUCUGACUACAUUCCGUUGUCCAAUGCCAACCAACUUGAGCACCUGAACAGGUCUGGCAUGCUUUUCCCAGGUGUUGAUUAUCCUGGUCAUGUGGCUAGGAACUCAUCUAUGAAUGAAAAUCCUGGGCACAAUAGGAGCCCAUCAUCAUUUGAGCUCUGUAAUUCAGUUCCUCAAUGCCCCCCUCACAACAUCUUCCCUUCAUUUGCAAAUGAAUCAUUUCCAUCAUAUAUAGAGCCUAAAAGUACAAGCAAAUGCCAAAACCUUAAUUCUUUGUUAUCCAGUGACAAUCCAUUUUCAUAUCCUGGCCAUCAUGACCAUGCAAACAGAACCAGCAUGCUUUUCCCUGGUGCUGCUUAUCCUGAAAAUGUGCAAAGAAACUCCUCUGGGAUUGAAAGGACAAGGGAGGACACUUCCUCUUAUUCCUGUAGCCUUAACAGGUCUUCCUCCUUUGUGUCUGAUGUUAGGUAUCCUGUCUCUUCACAAGAGGAAUGUGAUCAUCAAAUGUCACAGCAUGAAAACAAUGAAGCAUUUGUUGCUUGUGUUCCUAGAUUGAAACGCCAUGAAAAUGGUUCGAUAAAUCUAGAUACACAAGAAAACUCUCAGAGAAUAUACUCUGAUCAUCGGGAGAGAAAAAGUGUCUUUUCCCGCUUAGCUUUGCCUUCAAAAGUAUGCAAACAAGAUGAACAUGAUAUUGAUUCAUCAAUUGAUGAAGUCAUGACCAUAUUGCACCAGAGUCACGAUGAAUGGGUGAAGGAAAAAAAAAUUAAGCAGCAGGUGAAAAGGCAUGAUGAGGUUACAAAUCUCAAGAAUAAGGAACAGAUGACCGUGAAUUCCCAGUUAUUAACAGAUCACUUGCCAAAGGUCUCAAAGGAGAUUAUCAUGGAUGAUAUUUCAGCCGGCAAGGGGGAUGGUCUCCAAAUACCUGGGGUGAUACCUUUUGUAGAUUUCCAGCGUCGUAGAAAAGUGCAGAAGAUUGAAAGCGAUGCCAUUACUGGGAGUACAGAAAACACUGGCUUAUCAGGUCAGCAGCAUAAAAGAAGAAAGUUGAUCAGACCAAAAUUCAGUGUUAAUGGAUCAUCUGGCAAUGUUAUUGUCGGAAGUCAGGAUAAUGCAAGUAGGAUGACUCAAAAUGUUGAGUUACCAGAUAUGACAUUUCAUGUUGGCAUUGAAGACAAGAAUAUAGGUUUUCAAGGCCGUUCAGAUCGUGAAGGAAACGAGAAGGUGGCAAAUUGUGUGGUGACCCCCAGCAAUGCUAAUGGAGACAGCAAAGAAGCAUUACAGCAUGUUGGUCUGGUUUCUGGUGAAUACAAGAGUAAUACAGAAAAUAGCUUGACUUUGAUGAAUUCUGAGAUUGAUGGGAUUGUCAAGUGUGGACUUGAUCAUGAUGGAGGUAAUGGAAAUUUAUCUGAUAAUGAUAAAGCUGAGAAUAGAUCUUGUCACGAUGGAGGUAAUGAAAAGUUACCAAAAAAUGCUGAAGUUGAGAACAGAUCUUGCCCAACAACUGGUGAGAGGGCCAUAGAUAUUACGGUGAGCAGCGGAAUGGAUUAUAACUGUGGAUCGGAAAAGGCAUUCAAAGAAGGUGGAAAUGUUGAAGAAAGUAAACAGAAGCUAUUUUUGCAAUGUGUUGGGGAACAGUGCAAAGCAUCUAUUGAAACUGUCAGUUACUCCAAUAUGAAAGAGUCUCCAGAAUUAUGCGAAGAAUAUGACAAACAUGGAGAGGUGAUAGCAGCAGCCGCAGGCAAAGACUGUAUAGUGGUUGUUGAGCGAGAAGAUAGUGGAGAUGGAAAUCGUGAAAGUCUCAGCCAUUAACCUUGGGGCAAUCACAGAUCUCAAGCAAGAAGAGCUUAACAUUGCCUUAAUUGCUUUUUGUUUUUGGUUAGUGAGGUGAAGCUAACGACAAGAACAUCCAAUGCAGUGAACCAUCUGAAAUGCAUGACGAGGGUUUAGUCUCCAUUACGUGCUGUGAGUAAAAUUUCCUGAAAUCAGAAGGCAGUAAUACCAAGCAAGACUUCGUAUAACCAUAUAUUCUGGCAUGGUGCUUUUGACCAACAUUUUGCUUCCCUUCGCGUUUGCUUUCCAGGUUGAAUUGGAUCGGUUUCCCAAGUGAAUAUCACCAUCUUUUGUUUUGAACUUGUUUAGGUGGAUAGAACAUUCAGCUUUUAGCUCUCUUUUGGUCGAACGAAUUUGUUUCUUGAAUAUGAUUUAGAGCUGUUGUCAAUUAAAUGUAAUGUGGCCUUCCUUUGCUUUUGCCUUUGUUACAAUA
This is a messenger RNA of Populus euphratica (Euphrates poplar), 4572 nucleotides long. RefSeq names its product DCD (Development and Cell Death) domain protein. The transcript has 3 exons. Bases 684 to 4118 code for a protein of 1144 amino acids. NCBI's taxonomy places the organism in Eukaryota, Viridiplantae, Streptophyta, Magnoliopsida, Malpighiales, Salicaceae. The record is from RefSeq and is a predicted model, not a curated record.